Triplophysa dalaica is the source of this 1179-nucleotide messenger RNA. Its product is annotated as LIM/homeobox protein Lhx8. Gene Ontology annotation, biological process: regulation of transcription by RNA polymerase II; neuron differentiation; forebrain neuron development. Gene Ontology annotation, cellular component: nucleus. The transcript has 9 exons. Gene Ontology annotation, molecular function: RNA polymerase II transcription regulatory region sequence-specific DNA binding; DNA-binding transcription factor activity, RNA polymerase II-specific. NCBI's taxonomy places the organism in Eukaryota, Metazoa, Chordata, Actinopteri, Cypriniformes, Nemacheilidae. The coding region runs from base 8 to 1039 and encodes 343 amino acids. The record is from RefSeq and is a predicted model, not a curated record.
GGUUGUCAUGGUGAAGACAAGAGUGGAUGAUGUUUAUGGGAUGGAGCGCGCACAUUUAAAGGCUGCGUUUCGGCGUGAGACUUCACAGAUCCGCUGCGCGUUCACAGCCAUGUCUAACAGUGCCAGAGAGGAUUUUACCCGCAAGGGAAGUGAAGUUUCACGGGAUAUUUAUAUGAGCUUGAGAGAAUCAUCAGAUGACCGACCUGAUCCGAAUUCUCCAUCUGCUUUACCUCAAACCAUGACAUCAGAUGCUAUCCAAGGCAAAGCAGUUUGCGCAAGGUGCAAAGAAGACAUCUUAGACAGAUUUCUUCUCAAGGUAAAUGAACUGUGCUGGCAUGCGCAAUGCCUGUCAUGCACCGUGUGCCAAACGACCUUGGGCACACACACGAGCUGCUACAUCAGAGGAAAAGAAGUCUUCUGCAAACAGGAUUACUUAAGGAGGUAUCGGACGUUGUGCUCGUGUUGUUGGGAGACCGUUCGCUCCACUGACUGGGUGCGCAGGGCAAAGGGAAACGUUUACCACCUGGCGUGUUUCUCCUGCUUCACGUGCAAGAGGCAGCUGACCACGGGCGAGGAGUUUGCUUUGGUGGGUCAAAAAGUGAUGUGUAGAGUGCAUUACGACAGCGUGCUGGACAAACUUAAAGGGGCCGAAGCAAAAGGGAAAACUUUCUGCCCUGAUGAAUAUGAGGUAAACCAAAAGCCAUCUAAAAGAGCGCGCACCAGCUUCACCUCAGAUCAACUACAGAUCAUGCAGACCCAGUUUGCACAGGACAAUAAUCCAGACGCACAGACGCUUCAGAAGCUGGCUGAACUAACUGGACUCAGUCGCCGCGUUAUUCAGAGGUCUGUCUGCUCCCCAGCCGGGUCACAUCUCCCAGCCGCCAUCUCCAGCCAGCCUACACACUACACAAUUCAUAGGGUCUCACGCACACCUCUAUUUACAGCGCUACACUCCUGCAUUGACGUGCACACACCAUCAUCAAUGAUCUAUCAGCCCUUACUGUCCCACCAAUCAACACAUCUACCAAUCAGCAGCUAAACCUUCAAUCAAUUCCCUUCUCUCUCUUUCUCUCUCUCUCAAGACAGGAUUUUUUAUUCUUCUAAAAUGAAAUUGUAAACCGCUUGCAAGCCAGCAUAGCCACAUCUGUUACACUAUAACUGAAAACAUUUUGUUUGUCG